This is a messenger RNA of Seriola dumerili (greater amberjack), 2505 nucleotides long. It is a transcript of the gene camk1gb, whose product is annotated as calcium/calmodulin-dependent protein kinase type 1D-like. Lineage: Eukaryota; Metazoa; Chordata; Actinopteri; Carangiformes; Carangidae. The record is from RefSeq and is a predicted model, not a curated record. Gene Ontology annotation, cellular component: intracellular anatomical structure. The coding region runs from base 68 to 1531 and encodes 487 amino acids. Gene Ontology annotation, biological process: peptidyl-serine phosphorylation. The transcript is spliced from 13 exons. Gene Ontology annotation, molecular function: calmodulin binding; ATP binding; calcium/calmodulin-dependent protein kinase activity.
UGAAGCCUGCGCCUUAAGUCUCAAUGAGCACCUGUGACACCGUCAGCCCCUCCCCUCGCCUCUCUCCAUGGAUGUAAUCUCCGACUUGCCAACAGGUAUUUGCGAGGUCCCAGACGAAGUAAUCUGUCCAGACCGCGGCGAGCUAUUGGCAGAAGAGUCAGAGCAGAGCUCCUGCAGCGCACAGUCUCUAGAAAUCCCCGUAGAAGCAUCUGCAGACAUGGGUCGUCAGGAGGCUGACUACAUGUGGAAGAAGGACACAGAAAAUAUCCAGGAGGUGUUUGACAUCAUGGAAGAGUUGGGAUCGGGGGCGUUCUCAGAGGUCUACAUGGUGAAGGAGAAGAAAACGGGAAAGAUGUUUGCCAUGAAGUGUGUGAAGAAGAAGCAGAAGAGGGACCUCAAUCUGGAGAAUGAGAUAGCCGUGUUGAGAAGAAUCAAACACGACAAUGUUGUGGGGAUGGAGGAUUUCUACGAGAGUCGGACCCAUUACUACCUUGUCAUGCAGCUUGUUGCAGGCGGUGAACUCUUUGACCGUAUUCUGGACCGGGGGGUUUACUCAGAGAAGGAUGCCAGCAGGGUGAUCCAGCAGGUGCUGCAGGCCGUCAGCUAUCUGCAUGAGAACGGCAUAGUGCAUCGAGAUCUCAAGCCGGAGAACAUCCUGUACUACAGCCAGGAUGAAAACUCCAAGAUCAUGAUCAGUGACUUUGGCCUUUCAAAGAUGGUGGACAACGGCAUCAUGUCGACAGCCUGUGGCACUCCAGGAUACGUAGCUCCUGAAGUUUUGGCUCAGAAGCCCUACAGCAAGGCAGUGGACUGCUGGUCUAUUGGAGUUAUCACCUACAUCUUACUCUGUGGAUAUCCCCCAUUUUAUGAAGAAAGUGAGACACGACUCUUCUCCAAGAUCAUGAAGGCGCAGUAUGAGUUUGACUCGCCCUUCUGGGAUGACAUAUCUGAAUCUGCUAAAGAUUUCAUCCGUAACAUGAUGCAGAAGAAUCCCAGCAUGCGCUACAGCACUGACCAAGCGCUCAGACAUCCCUGGAUUAUCGGAAAGACGGCCCGGAGCCAGGACAUCUACUAUUCUGUCAGUGUUCAGAUCCAAAAGAACUUUGCCAAGUCCAAGUGGAAGCAAGCUAUCAAUGCCGCUGUGGCCAUCAACCACAUGAAGAAGCUGCAGUUGGCUCACUCAGAGCUGGUCCUGAGACAGUCCAGCAUCCCAGACAUCAAGGUGAUCGACUUGUCCUCCCCAAUAAAAAACCGCAAACAUCUCGAUCCAGGCAAGCUUGACCCCAAGGUGGCGGAGGUCGAAGGGAACGUGCAAGGGACAAAUCACAUGUCCCUGCCCACAAGCCACACUGAGCUGAAGAGCCAUUAUCACCCACUGAAAGCAAGUCAGAGCCAGUGCGGGGCACACCACGCACCGACUAUAGCUGAGCAGGGCAAGCAUGUGUACCACUCAGAGCCCGCCAACCUUAAUGGGUACGGUAAGAACUGUAAUGGCAAGACUACGCAGACUGGAGUUUGCUCAGUCAUGUGAAGGCUACAUGAAGUUUACAUGGAAAAAAGCAUUUUACUUGGUCAGUGACUCGGCAUGCAGCUGUUUUGUGUCAGCAGCUCCCCCGAGUACCAAGAAUGAGAAGUGGCUGAUGAUCCUCUGAUAGACCUGAAUAGGUCUGUGAGGUCCACACAGGCUGUGGGACAUUUUAUUUUGGAAAGAGUGCCUAUAUGAAGCUUCCCAACAACCACAUAGAAACACACAACAGUACACACAUGUACACACACAUACUCACAUAUUCAGAUGCACAAGACUCACUUUGAUUCAAACACACAGGGUAGACUUCAGUUAAAGAGGAUAUUUCAAACAGUAUUCAGAGGGAUGUCUCGCAGAGAGAAAAGGGUAUGAUGGGCUGACUGGGCUCCAUACAUGGUGACGCAGUCCCUGACCUCCCAUGUGAUGAAGAUGUUUGAUUCAUCAGGAGCAAUUAGUGUCCAGAUUUAUAGAACCGUGGUUACAUGUUAUUAAACAAAAUAUUCACAAUGCAAUAAGAAAAAUUAUUGUAUUUCAUCAUGUGCAAAGCACCAUCCUAUAGCCAACCUGCAUUUGUAAGCACAGUAGAAUACAUAGAAAAUCUGCAUGCUUACUGCUUCAGAUAAGCCAUACUGGUAAAAUUUAUUCUUGUAAAGUUGUGUUCUGUUUUAUUUUUCUAAAGUAUUUGCUUCCUUUUUUUUAAAUAAAAAAAAAAAAACAUAAUAUAUGUUGAAAUUGACAAAUCAUUAACAGUGUAAAUGCCACAAGUAUAUAUAUCCCUAACUUGCCAACUCGUAGCUCUCACAUGCCAUCAGCCUGCUAUGAUAUAAAAUGGCAUUGUAAUGGAUGUUUCUUCACUUACUGUAAGUGGUUCAUUCUGGACAGUGUGCUUCUUGUCUCUACAGCUCUAUGUGGCUUUGUAUUGAUGCGUUCAACAGAUAUUGAUUCCUGUAUGCUCAUAAAUAAAGCCUGUGCAGAAUUUG